AUGGUUGUCCAUAUCCUUGGGAAAGGUUUUAAAGGUAAAGAGGUGGUUAGAAUAGCUUUGGCCUCGAAGUUCUAUGGUGUUGGUUUGGAGACAGCUCAAAAAAUUUGUUCAAAACUUGGAUUCUAUCCAUGGAUGAGAAUGCAUCAGUUGACAGAGCCUCAGAUCUUGGGUAUCACCAGUGAGUUGUCGAACAUGACCAUUGAAGGUAAUGCCAGAGCUGUUGUUAAGAAUAAUAUUGCAUUAAAGAGAAGGAUUGGUUCUUAUCAAGGUUUGAGACAUGCAAUGAAUCUACCUGUGAGAGGUCAAAAUACUAGAAACAAUGCACAUACAGCAAGAAGAUUAAACAGACUAGACAGAGCUGGUUGA
Vanderwaltozyma polyspora DSM 70294 is the source of this 366-nucleotide messenger RNA. It is a transcript of the gene SWS2, whose product is annotated as mitochondrial 37S ribosomal protein uS13m. The record is from RefSeq and is a predicted model, not a curated record. The transcript has a single exon. NCBI's taxonomy places the organism in Eukaryota, Fungi, Ascomycota, Saccharomycetes, Saccharomycetales, Saccharomycetaceae. Gene Ontology annotation, biological process: translation. The coding region runs from base 1 to 366 and encodes 121 amino acids. Gene Ontology annotation, cellular component: mitochondrion; ribosome; small ribosomal subunit. Gene Ontology annotation, molecular function: structural constituent of ribosome; RNA binding.